Messenger RNA from Tricharina praecox, 287 nucleotides. RefSeq lists its product as uncharacterized. Bases 4 to 231 code for a protein of 75 amino acids. The record is from RefSeq and is a predicted model, not a curated record. The transcript has a single exon. Lineage: Eukaryota; Fungi; Ascomycota; Pezizomycetes; Pezizales; Pyronemataceae.
UACAUGGUAGGUAUACUCUUCUCUAUUCUUCUCUGCUCGCCUACAACCAUCGUAGAUGCCCGACCGACAAUUAACCGUGUCUCGCCUUCCACGUACACCUUGUACGUACCGGCAGACAGGCAACGAAUCGGCAGCGGCACCGGCGGCGAGGAGAUUACCGUAAUCCGUUUUCUUGACGGUUUCGCGAGUCGGAUCGGGCCCGGACGGCAAGUGCCGGUGCUUCGGCAGUGAACCGAGCCUGUCUAGCGUACUGCUGGCCAUGUAUGUACUGGUAGGUACUGUAGAGC